AGAAUUGUACUAUGGUUUAAUUUAACUUUUAACCAUAUAAUCAGUUGUACCUGAAACUAAAAAUUCCAAGAUAUCAACUCUCUUUAGUCACAAAAAAAAAAAAAAAAAUUGCUCUCUCAUGGAUUUCUCUGCUGUUUCUUCUGCCCUCAAAGCAAUCGGCGAGCUAACACAAGAAGUCACAUCCUUGUGGGGCGUCGAUGACCAAGUUGAGAGCCUAGCAAGUGAGCUGAGAUGGAUGCAAAGCUUCUUGAAAGUGGCAGACGCAAGAAAAGUUGAUCAUGAGGUGAUACGUACCAGCGUUGUUGAGAUCAGAGAGUUGGCCUACGAUGCUGAAGAUGUGAUCGAGAUGUUUGCCUUCAAAGUUGCUUCCAAAAGGAAAGGUGGAUUUUCAAAUUGCAUCAAAAGAUGCGCUUGUUUCCUCAAAGAGGGAUGCCUGCUCCACCAGAUCAAGUCAGAGAUUGAGAAAAUCACAGCCAAAAUCAAAGAAUUGGCUCGACAAUUGCAGAUGUAUGAUGUAUCAAAGUUCGAAGUUGAUGGAGAAAGACCAAGUUCUUCAACUGUAAGGCUGGAGGCAAGGCGGCCUUAUCCUCAUGUUAUGGAUGAUAACAUUGUUGGAUUGGAUGAUGACGUCAAGAAAUUAGUCACAGUUCUUCUCAAUGAGCAAAGUGAAUGUAGGGUUGUCUCCAUAUGCGGAAUGGGUGGUCUGGGCAAGACCACACUUGCCAAGAAAAUAUAUCAUCACAGCCAAGUUGUUGGUCAUUUCAAGCACUUGGUUUGGGUAUAUGUUUCUGAAAACUGUCAAAAAAGAAAAGUUUGGGAAGAUAUUCGCUCUGAUCUUCCCAGCUUAAGUGAAGAAGACAGGAAGAUGAAUGAUGAAAAAUUAGCAAAUACGUUAUCUAGUUUCUUUGAGGAAAACAAAUGUUUGGUGAUACUCGAUGAUGUUUGGAACAUCGAGGCUUGGGAUAGCUUAAAACCAGCAUUUUCAACAAGAGAGACGAAAAGCAAGAUCUUACUCACCUCUCGGAAGAAGGAGAUAGUUGCACACGCCGACAAAAAUGGUUUCUUAUAUGAGUUGCAGGAGCUAGACUACAAUCAGAGCUGGGAACUAUUUCAAAAGAUUGCUUUCUCCCAAACAAAUUCUCCAGGCUAUAAAAUUGAUGCGAAAAUAAAGGAGUUAGGAGAGGACAUGGUUAAACACUGUGCAGGGCUUCCAUUAGCCAUCAUUAUAUUAGGAGGAAUUUUGGCUACAAAGUAUUCUUCAUUAACUGAAUGGCUGAAGGUAUCUGUAAAUGUGAAAUCAUACUUCAAGAACGAUAAAGGUCAAGUACUAAAAGAUGUGUUAUUAUUAAGCUAUGAUGAUUUGCCUCCCUAUUUAAGACCAUGUUUCCUUUAUUUAAGCCAAUUUCCCGAGGAUUAUGAGAUACCUGUGAAUAGAUUGAUUCAGUUAUGGAUUUCCGAAGGAAUUGUUUCAUCAAAGCAAGAAGAAGGAGAUGAAGGGCUAAUAGCGGAAGAUGUGGCUGAAGGUUAUUUAAUGGAGCUUGCAGAAAGAUGUAUGAUUCAAGUACGAGAAAGAGACAUUGCAACCUUAAAGAUGAGAAGUUUUCAGAUGCAUGAUCUAAUGAGAGAUGUUUGCUUGUCAAAGGCAAAACAAGAAAAAUUCUUCGAUAUUGCUGAUCAGUCAAAUGCCCGCCAGUUAUCCACAAUUGGGAGGGUUCGCAGAGUUUCUGUACACGAAUAUUUUCCGAUCCAAUGCUUUAAAAGUCCACGUCUUCGAUCAAUUUUGCUCUUCGAUGAGUUUAUACCGAAGGAAAUGGAAGAGUCUGUCGAUAUAUGGAUAUGUUAUAUUUGUUGUAGGGUGGUAAUUAAUUCAUUGAGUGGAAGUUGGAAAUAUAUGUUCAAUAAUUUUAAUUUUCUUCGAGUGUUAGAUUACGAAGGAAGAGAAGGAGCACAAAGCAAGUUACCCAAUGACAUUGGUAAACUCAUCCAUUUAAGAUUCUUGAGCCUAAGGGAUUUGAGGUUCUUGAAUUCAAAGUUGCCAUCAUCUCUAGGCAACUUAAGGUGCUUGCAAACAUUGGAUUUAAGAAUCGACUGGUCAUACUCUAUUCAUGUACCUAACUUGUUAUGGAGGAUGCAGCAACUAAGACAUCUAUAUCUCCCCCAGCAAUGUAGUCGUAAAACAAAGUUGAAGUUGGGUACAGUGAAAAACCUCCAAACACUAGUCAACUUCAACACCAAGAAUUGUUAUGUAAAGGAUCUUAUCAACAUGACAAACCUUAGAGAGUUGGAGAUUCGAGGGUCCUUCAAUAUUGAAGAUUUUAACACGGAGGAGUUGCACAAGAAUCCACCUAUCAUCCAAAGUAAAUAUCUUCAUUCCUUGUCUAUUAUCAAUGAUGAAGGAAGAAUAGAUCCAAGACAUUUGGCACACCUCCUUUUGAGUUGCGAAAACAUUUCUAAGUUGAGGUUAGAUGUGGAGAUAAGAAGGUUACCAGAGUACCACUACUUGUCUUCAAAUCUCGCUUACAUAAAGUUGAGAAGAUGCAAGCUUGAGGAAGAUCCAAUGCCAACACUUGAGAAACUGCUUUACUUAAGGAUGCUUGAAUUACAUGAAGAGGCUUUCAUAGGAAAGGAAAUGUUUUGCUGUGGACAAGCUUUUGCUAAACUUGAGUCUCUAAGCCUUAAGGGGCUUAACAAUCUGGAGGAGUGGAAGGUGGGUGAAGAAGCCAUGGCUUCUCUUCAACGAUUGGAGAUACAAAAAUGCAGACAGCUAAAAAAGCUUCCAGAUGGACUGAGGUUCAUUGCAACCCUCCAAGAACUGAAGAUUGAAUCAAUGCCAAAGACAUUCAAGGAUAAAGUGGAAGAAGGGGGAGAAGAUUACUGCAAAGUCCGACAUGUUCCUUCUAUCAUAUUCCAAGACUGCGAGUGAUAGUAAUUAUGAUUAAUGCCAGGAUUUGUCAUUUGAAUUAAAAGUGGUAGAAAAUGUUUUCAAUAGGGUGUUAAGCACGUUGGUGAUGGUCAGCAGAUGCAAUUUGGAAGAUUGAAAUUAACUGGCAUUGUCUUUUAUUUCAAGUGAAAAAAGGUGUUGUCUCAUCUUUUGUUCUCCAACAUGAUUCUUCAACUACUUCAUAUGAUAUUGACAUUUUUAAACUUUUCCUCUUGAGGUAUAGAAGCCAUUGCCAUUUUUUUUUUUUUCUGCUGCUGUUCUCCAUGGGACCAAAUGUAAUUUAGAAAGGUUGUAACAGUACUGUGUGAAAUUGUGUACGUGAUGUGAGAGCUUUGUAUAGUAAAAUUGGAGAGUGGAAAUUAUCUUGUAGUUUUUA
Gossypium raimondii (Peruvian cotton) is the source of this 3317-nucleotide messenger RNA. Its product is annotated as probable disease resistance protein At1g58602. The record is from RefSeq and is a predicted model, not a curated record. Gene Ontology annotation, molecular function: ADP binding. Lineage: Eukaryota; Viridiplantae; Streptophyta; Magnoliopsida; Malvales; Malvaceae. Bases 119 to 2923 code for a protein of 934 amino acids. Gene Ontology annotation, biological process: defense response to other organism. The transcript has 3 exons.